AAGAGCCCGGGGAGCGCCGAGCGGCCGCUGUUCGCCUGCGCCGCACUCGGAGCUGCUGACUGACUGAGCGCUCCCGCCCCUCCAGGCCGCCCGCCCACCGCCGCCGUCAUGCCCUUCUCCAAUGGCCACAACGCGUUGAAGCUGCGCUUCCCUGCCGAGGAUGAGUUCCCCGACCUGAGCGUCCACAACAACCACAUGGCCAAAGUGCUGACCCCCGAGCUGUACGCAGAGCUGCGCGCCAAGAGCACGCCAAGCGGCUUCACGCUGGACGACGUCAUUCAGACUGGCGUGGACAACCCGGGCCACCCGUACAUCAUGACCGUGGGCUGCGUGGCGGGCGACGAGGAGUCGUACGAGGUGUUCAAGGCACUUUUCGACCCCAUCAUCGAGGACCGGCACGGCGGCUACCAGCCCAGCGAUGAACACAAGACCGACCUAAACCCGGACAACCUGCAGGGCGGCGAUGACCUGGACCCCAACUACGUGCUGAGCUCGCGGGUGCGCACGGGCCGCAGCAUCCGCGGCUUCUGCCUUCCCCCGCACUGCAGCCGCGGGGAGCGCCGGGCCAUCGAGAAGCUCGCGGUGGAAGCCCUGUCGAGCCUAGACGGCGACCUGGCGGGCAGGUACUACGCGCUCAAGAGCAUGACCGAGGCGGAGCAGCAGCAACUCAUCGACGACCACUUCCUCUUCGACAAGCCGGUGUCGCCCCUGCUGCUGGCCUCGGGCAUGGCCCGCGACUGGCCGGACGCCCGCGGCAUCUGGCACAAUGACAAUAAGACUUUCCUGGUGUGGAUCAAUGAGGAGGACCACCUGAGGGUCAUCUCAAUGCAGAAGGGGGGCAACAUGAAGGAGGUGUUCACUCGCUUCUGCACUGGCCUCACCCAGAUUGAAACUCUCUUCAAGUCCAAGAACUACGAGUUCAUGUGGAACCCUCACCUGGGCUACAUCCUUACCUGCCCUUCCAACCUGGGCACAGGGCUGAGGGCGGGUGUGCACAUCAAGCUGCCCCACCUGGGCAAGCAUGAGAAGUUCUCUGAGGUGCUCAAGCGGCUGCGGCUUCAGAAGCGGGGCACAGGUGGUGUGGACACAGCUGCUGUGGGUGGGGUUUUUGACGUCUCCAAUGCAGACCGCCUGGGCUUCUCAGAGGUAGAGCUGGUGCAGAUGGUGGUGGAUGGAGUGAAGCUGCUCAUCGAGAUGGAGCAGCGGCUGGAGCAGGGCCAGGCCAUUGACGACCUCAUGCCUGCCCAGAAGUGAAGCCUGGCCCAUGCCACCACCAGCCUGCUGCUUCCUAACUUAUUGCCCCUGGCAGUGCCCGCCAUGCACCCCUGAUGUUCACGGCCUGGCGGCUGAGCCCUUAGCCUCUCCGUAGAGACUUUUCUGUCGCCCUGGGUAGAGUUUAUUUUUUUGAUGGCUGAGCUGUUGCUGAUGCUGAAAUAAACUAGGGUUUUGGCCUGCCCUGCCUC
This is a messenger RNA of Urocitellus parryii (Arctic ground squirrel), 1463 nucleotides long. It is a transcript of the gene Ckb, whose product is annotated as creatine kinase B. Lineage: Eukaryota; Metazoa; Chordata; Mammalia; Rodentia; Sciuridae. Gene Ontology annotation, molecular function: creatine kinase activity. Gene Ontology annotation, biological process: phosphocreatine biosynthetic process. The record is from RefSeq and is a predicted model, not a curated record.